Messenger RNA from Suillus fuscotomentosus, 2704 nucleotides. RefSeq names its product HOOK-domain-containing protein. Gene Ontology annotation, molecular function: dynein light intermediate chain binding; microtubule binding. Bases 49 to 2517 code for a protein of 822 amino acids. The record is from RefSeq and is a predicted model, not a curated record. The transcript is spliced from 14 exons. Gene Ontology annotation, biological process: cytoplasmic microtubule organization; cytoskeleton-dependent intracellular transport. NCBI's taxonomy places the organism in Eukaryota, Fungi, Basidiomycota, Agaricomycetes, Boletales, Suillaceae. Gene Ontology annotation, cellular component: cytoplasm; centrosome.
AAGGAGAGCAGAUUCUGCAUUAACCACCGGCUCGCAAUCCUGACAGCCAUGUCUGAGCAGGAAAGAAGAGAGAUCAAUGCGUUCAUCUCUUUCUUCGCAACCUUCAACCUAGCCCGGCCAAUCACCACCGUCGCCGACCUCAGCGAUGGGGCCGCACUCUUCGAUGUUCUCGCUCUAGUAGAUGCAGAGUACUUCAGGCAGUCUAGCAGGUCCUCCACACAGCUCUCCGAUAAUUGGGUUCUCCGGUUCAGCGCACUAAAGCGUCUCUAUCGCCUCCUUACGCAGUACUUUGCUGAAGUCUUGCAGAAACCUACGAGCGGUCUCGAAGUCCCUGACUUGCAGGCGAUUGCAAAGGACCGCGAUGUCGGCGAGACGCUUAUCAUGUGUCGGAUAACGAUCGCGAUCGCGGUGCAGUGCGAGCAGAAUAAGGAGAUCAUCGCCCGAAUUCAGCAGUUGAGUGAGGGGGACCAGCAUUUUUUGAUGAAGGCUAUUGAGCAGGUGAUAAGCAAGAUCAGUGAUUCGCAGGAUAUCAGUUUUGGAGAAGCCAGCAUGACAGAAGACGAUCAUUACUACCUCAUACAGUCUGAAAGGAGCCAGAUCCUUUCAGAGAAGGAGACUGUAGAGAAGGUCUACCAGGCUCUUCUUGAAGAACACAGGACGUUACAAACAAAUUACGACGAUAUGAUAUCUGAAAAGGAUGAUGCGUUGACACGGUUACGUGAAGCACAAAGGGGCAUUGAGAGCAGACGCAAUGAUAAUGCGUAUGGAAUGAUGCGCGCCGAGGUCGAGCGCCUUCGCACUGAACUCCAAAAGAGCGAAGACAAUCUCGCCAUGGCGGAGGCCGAGCUCGACAAGCACACAUUGUUGGUGACUGACCUUACACGGCGAAUCGACGAGUUGCAGGUCAAAGCUGACGAGGCUGCGCGCCUCAAAGACCAAGUAGACGAAUAUCGCCAUGCAGCCGAUAGACUACAAAAGACAGAGAAUGUCAUGGAGAAGUAUAAGAAGAAACUCCAGGAGGGCGCUGAUCUUCGCCAACACGUCAAGUCGCUGGAGGCACAAAAUGCCGAUCUCGUCGACAAGAAUGCAGCGCUUGAGGAGGAUUACCGCAAGGUUGCCGCAUUCAGGCCACUCUUAGAAUCUUAUAAAAACCAGAUAGCCGAACUUGAAGGAAGGGUUUCAACACGCUCACAAGAUAUCGAGACAGUGAAGUUCGAGUUGGAACAAGCCCGUACGAAGUUGAAGAUUACUACCGAGGAGCGCAAGAAGGAUACCGAGAUGUUGGAGCUCUAUCAGGAACGUAUGCGCGAGAUGGAACUCACUUCGCAUCGGGCACCCACUACGUCGAAGACGCAAGCGACAGAGCCUUUGGGGAACAACGAUGAACUCACUGAAGAAGAGCUCAUGGGCAACUCGUUUGGUCUUGAUGGAGAGCUAGACGAUGCCAUUACAGGGACGACGAUGACGGAUUUGAAGUUGCAGGUGAAGAAGUUGCAAAGGGAGUUGAAAUCAGCGAAGAAGAACGAAGCCGAUACCAGCCAUAUACUUGUCCUGCAGAACCUGCUAGAAGAUGCCAAUAGGAUGAAGGCACGGUACGAAGCGGAUUACAUGACCGCACAUCGAGAAAAGCUGGUAUUGCAACGCGACCUUGAGGAAAUACGGAGUGGUAAAGCGCUAGGAGAUGGGCCAGAAGCUGCAAUUGCGUUACGACAACGUCUUAACGAGACAGUCGAUCAGUUAGAUUCUUUGCGAAAAGAGCACGCCGAGCUUGAAGUCGCUUUUGAUACUCAGGAGAGGGAGCUAACGAUUGCUAAAUCGAAUCUGAAUCUUGUAAACAAGGACCAGGUCGACAUCCUUGCAUCAUUACGAGAAUCCCUCAAGGAAGACAAGGCGGGCAUGGAAGCUGAUAUGAAUCGUUUAAAGAACCAGAUUAGGGAGCUGAACGAAAAGAAUAAGAUGCUAUUGGAGCAGGUCAAUGGGCUCCUGCUAGAAAAAGCGAACCUGCAGAGCGACGGUAUUGGUCAGAGAGACAAGAUGAUCCAGCGUGAGCGAAUCUUUGGUGACUUGCGAGCAUCGGUCUCUGGCAAAGAUGUGCCAGAAGACGUCAAGGCAAGGUUAUUAGCUUUGCAUGAAGACAACGUGGUUAUCAAGGAGCAAUUGAAGACUGCUCAAGAUAAGCUCGCCAAAGCACGGCAGUUUAUCAAGUCUCAGGACAAGCUUUUCAAGGAGGAGCAAGCCAAGCUCGGUGGCCGUUCGACGUCCUCUUUCGAAGAGGCUGAAGGAAGCUUCCAGACUCAAAUCAAAGAUUUGAAGGAGGAAGUUCAACGCGAAAGGGCGAUGCGGGUCGAUCUCGAGAAGCAACGCCGCAAAGAGCAAGCGCUGAUGUCCAGCUGCAUAUUCAACCAAGGCAUGGUGAAGCUUCGAAACGCAUCGAAUCCGUCGUCGAAAGGCAAGCCUGCUCCCACUGCAUGGCUCCCGCGACAACGAAACGCGCUUGGAUCCGGACUUGAAAGGUGAUACCUCCUCAUCACGACCGCUUGCACAUAUGAAUAGUUUUUCUGUAUCUAAUUUGGAGGAACAUACCCCAGGCUGCAUUACCUACACCUUCGUUGCACAUGCAAAGUCUUUAAUUCGUCACGGACAGUCAUAGACAAAAAAUGACAUUCAAUUUUACAAAAAAACCAAGACCCAUACUGUUUGCAAA